AUGAUGUUCAAGUCUCUUGCCACCGUGUCGGCCCUGUCACUCCUUGCAUCAUCUGCUAUUGCUGUCGAUGCCAGUCUGAAGAAUAAUGUCGCUGUCUACUAUGGACAAGGUGAUAACCAGCCCCGGCUGAAGCAUUUCUGUGAACAGACCACUUCGGACAUCAUCAACAUCGGUUUCAUUAAUCAGUUUCCCAAACAUGUGGGCGACUUCCCUGGUUCCAACUUUGCCAAUCAGUGUGAUGGCACCUUUUUCCCCGGCACCGAACUGCUGAGUGGGUGUCACCAGAUCUGGCAGGAUAUCCCCAGCUGCAAGGCUGCCGGCAAGACAGUCCUGCUGUCCAUCGGGGGUGGUAGUGCUACAACCCAGUCUCUCCCAGACGAUGCCACCGGUGAAUGGUUUGCGGAUUUCCUGUGGUACUCCUUCGGUCCUUACAAUUCAGCAAUUUCUUCAUUGGGUUGGACCGAGACCAUGCUUGGACAACUUUACCCUCGUCCAUUCCUCACUUCCUCAGUUGAUGGAUUCGAUUUUGAUAUCGAGUAUAACGGAGGUGUUGGGUACGCCGCCAUGAUCAAUCGUCUUCGCGAGCAUUACGCCACGAGCACCGAGCAAACCUACUACAUCUCCGGUGCUCCCCAGUGCCCCAUCCCUGAUGCUCAGCUCAGCGAUGCUAUUGCCAAAUCGUACUUUGAUUUCCUCUGGGUUCAGUUUUACAACACCCCGGGUUGCUCUGCGGCAGACUAUGUCAACGGCACCGGCAAGUUCAACUUCGAUGAGUGGGUCGGUGUCAUCGAGAAGAGCGCCAACCCCAAUACUAAGCUUUUCAUCGGACUUCCUGCUUCCAAGGCUGCCGCUAACGCUGGAUUCUACGUGACCCCUGACGAAGUGAAGCCCCUUGUCAAGACUUAUAUGGAUAAGCACCCCAAGCACUUCGGUGGUGUUAUGCUGUGGGAGGCCACCGCCGGUGACAACAACGUCAUUGAUGGAGAAACUUACACUGAGCACAUCAAGGACAUCUUGUACGAUUGCGCUCCUCGCCCUGUCACAUCCACGACCGUUACCCCGACCCAUUCAUCAACUGUGCCUCCUGUUUCGUCUUCAACUGUCCCGUCUUCCACCACUUCCACCACGGUCGCUUCUUCUAGCUCCGUUGCUUCUUCUAGCUCCGUUGCUUCUUCUAGCUCCGUUGCUUCUUCUAGCUCCGUUGCUUCGUCUACGCCCGCUGCUUCGUCUACGCCCGCUGCUUCGUCUACGCCCGUUGCUUCUUCUAGCUCCGUUGCUUCGUCCAGCUCCGUUGCUUCGUCCACCCCCGUUGCUUCGUCUACGCCCGCUGCUUCGUCUACGCCCGCUGCUUCGUCUACGCCCGUUGCUUCUUCUAGCUCCGUUGCUUCGUCCAGCUCCGUUGCUUCGUCCAGCUCCGUUGCUUCGUCCAGCUCCGUUGCUUCGUCCAGCUCCGUUGCUUCGUCCACCCCCGUUGCUUCGUCUACGCCCGCUGCUUCGUCUACGCCCGUUGCUUCUUCUAGCUCCGUUGCUUCGUCCAGCUCCGUUGCUUCGUCCACCCCCGUUGCUUCGUCUAGCUCCGUUGCUUCUUCUAGCUCCGCUGCCUCUUCCAGCGAGUCUUCCUCUUCAAGCGUCCCUAGCAGCUCUGUGACCCCUACUCCUUCCGCUUCAUCUGGACACCCCUCCGCCACUGGAAAGCCCACCCACAGCUCGCAUGGCCAUGGCCACGGACACGGACAUGGACACGGACAUGGACACGGCUCCCACACACACACCCACGCGCACACCCACACUGCUCCAAGCUCGACUCCCCUUGCCUCGGACCACUCUUCCAGCACAGCCCCUGUCUCUUCUUUGACCGAGUCUGGCACCGCUUCCACUAGCGAAGGUGCCAUCCCGACCGGUGUCCCGUCUUCCAGCGCUGAGACUACUGGAAGCUCCAAGCCUACCGGUGACAACACUACCGGUGGUUCCAAGCCUACUGGCGUCGAGACUACAGGCGGCCCUCAGCCUACAGGUGACAGUACUACUGACGGUUCUAAGCCUACCGGUGACAACACUACCGGUGGUGCCAAGCCUACCGGUGACAGUACUACUGGCGGUUCUAAGCCUACCGGUGACAACACUACCGGUGGUUCCAAGCCUACUGGCGUCGAGACUACAGGCGGCUCUCAGCCUACAGGUGACAGUACUACUGGCGGUUCCAAGCCUACCGGUGACAACACCACCGGUGGCUCCAACCCUACUCACGUCGAGACUACAGGAGGCCCUAAGCCUACCGGUGACAACACUACCGGUGGUUCCAAGCCUACCGGUGACAGCACUACUGGAGGAUCUAAGCCUAGUGGCAGUGACACUACCACAGCCCCCGCUGGUAUCACCGCCACUCCCUCCGUCACUGGCUCGCCUUCCUCUUUGGCUCCGGGUACCACCACAACUAUCAUUGUGACCUCCUACGUUGAUAUUUGCCCAACUGGCUUCACCACCAUCACCACCACCAUUACCAAGACCUGGUGCCCUGGUAACUCUCCCGCUACUGCCACCGCCACUGGCACCGCCGAGAUCACCGCCCCUACUUCCGGUCCUGCCACCUCCACUGCCGACAUCCCUGAAGGCUGGACUACUACCGUGACUGUCUGCACCCACUGCGCCGCUACCCCUACUACCGUGACCCUCACCAAGCCCGUUGCCACUGCUAUCACUACCACUGAGGCUGCGUCGCAGCCCACUGCCCCUUCGGUACCUGAGGGAUACACCACCACUGAGACUUUCUGCAAGCACUGUGGUCCUACUGGUAGCACCAUAACUCUCACCAUCCCGGCCCCCACUGCUACUGCCAUUGUUCCUGUGCCCGGCAUCGCCCCCGUGGUGCCAUCUCCUUCCUCCAAGCCCAUUCCCAGCAAUGGAGCCGGAGGCUUCCAAGCCGGAAGACCGUCGUCGUCAAGCAUUGUGUUCCACCCCUCGCCCUCGCGCACUGCCGUGCCCACCGUCGCAACUACUGCCACUGGCACAACCGCAGAGCCCACCGGCAACCCCGUGGGCGUAUCCCCGGUCUACACCGGUGCGGCCUCGCGUGCCAACGUGACUGGCUUCUUCGGUGGCGUUCUCGCCGUCGCUCUUUCCAUGUUCAUGAUGCUGUGA
Penicillium hordei is the source of this 3138-nucleotide messenger RNA. It is a transcript of the gene chiA1, whose product is annotated as class III chitinase ChiA1. NCBI's taxonomy places the organism in Eukaryota, Fungi, Ascomycota, Eurotiomycetes, Eurotiales, Aspergillaceae. The record is from RefSeq and is a predicted model, not a curated record. The coding region runs from base 1 to 3138 and encodes 1045 amino acids. Gene Ontology annotation, molecular function: chitinase activity. The transcript has 3 exons. Gene Ontology annotation, cellular component: extracellular region. Gene Ontology annotation, biological process: carbohydrate metabolic process.